Messenger RNA from Nicrophorus vespilloides, 3330 nucleotides. RefSeq names its product exosome component 10 (gene Rrp6). Gene Ontology annotation, molecular function: nucleotide binding; 3'-5'-RNA exonuclease activity; nucleic acid binding. Gene Ontology annotation, cellular component: nucleolus; nuclear exosome (RNase complex). Lineage: Eukaryota; Metazoa; Arthropoda; Insecta; Coleoptera; Silphidae. Gene Ontology annotation, biological process: nuclear polyadenylation-dependent CUT catabolic process; TRAMP-dependent tRNA surveillance pathway; poly(A)-dependent snoRNA 3'-end processing. Bases 54 to 2747 code for a protein of 897 amino acids. The transcript is spliced from 11 exons. The record is from RefSeq and is a predicted model, not a curated record.
UAACCAAAAUUUCAUUUGGUUAUUCGCAGAUCUAAGUUUGGAAGAUUAAUAAGAUGUCCGAAGAAAAAGUUGAUACAAAGUGCAGCGAAGCAAGCUCAAAAAUAGUUGAAUUUAAAACUCUAGAAGAAUUUAGGAAGUAUGGUUUUAAGGCAAUUGUAGAAGCAACUAGGAAUUCUAAUGCACUACCAGUAAACCGUGAUUAUAAUUUCUAUAAAACACAUGAAUCUUUCAAUAAAAUCAUAAACAGUGAAGCUUCACAUAUCUUGUCAACAAUAAACACCAUACUCAAGAAAAAUGAUAUUCAGGAUAACAUUAAAAAUAGGGGUAUUGAUGAGAAAAUCGAGUUGGUGGUUGAAGCCAAUGAUGCUAUAUUGGAGAGAGUUGCAAUGAAAAUUGAUGAGAUGAAUGGACUAAGGAAACUGCCUGAGCAACCAAUUAUACAAACAGUGCGGGCAGAGUUACCAAUCAAUGGCUCUUGGAAUAGAGUGAAUAAAUUUACCGUAGAUUCAGCAAUACAUGGAAAUGAUCAGACAAAAGCAAUUCAACUUUUGGCUGCAAAAAAUAUUAUAAGGCCUCAGAAGUUCUUCAAAGACAUUAUUGAGAACAGUAAUAAUUACCCAUGGAAACCAAGAAUUACAGAGAAACCUAAUUCACUAAAACCUUUGGCUUUGUACAUUGAAGAUUCUGAGUUUGGAGAGAUUUAUUCUCAUCCAUAUGAGGUGGAAUUAGAAAAGUUUUUACCCUCAGAAGAAUUUGUAUGCUCUUGUACACCUGAACCACCUAAACCUGUCAAAGAGACUCCAUUAUAUGAAGUAAAUACUGAAGAAGAACUAAAUGAAUUAUUGGAUGUCUUGAGGAAACAGAAAGAGAUUGCAGUGGAUUUAGAGCAUCAUUCAUAUAGAUCAUUUAUGGGUAUCACCUGUUUAAUGCAAAUUAGUACAAAGGAUGCUGAUUAUCUAAUUGAUACGUUGGCUUUGCGAGAUAAGUUGCAUGUAUUAAAUGAAAUUUUUACGAGGAAUAGCAUUGUCAAAAUUUUCCACGGCGCAGAAAUGGACGUGCAAUGGCUUCAAAGGGAUUUGUCCCUGUACGUUGUCAAUAUGUUCGACACCCAUAAAGCAGCUAAGCAAUUGGGAUAUUCCGGAUUAUCUCUGGCUUACUUGUUGCAAAGAUUUUGUUCUUUUGUACCUAAUAAACAAUUCCAGUUAGCUGAUUGGAGGAUAAGACCAUUACUCGAGCAAUUGAAAGCGUAUGCCCGCGAGGACACCCAUUAUUUGAUAUACAUCUACCAUAUGCUUAAAAAUGAAUUAAUUAAAAUGGGAAAUGGGAAUAAUAACAUUUUAAAAGCGGUAUUUCAAGAGAGUACACGCGUGUGUAUGAAGCGUUACGUAAAACCUAGAUUGACGGAGAAUUCUCAUAUGGAUAUGUACGUAAAAAGCAAGCGAUUAUUUAAUAAUAAGCAGUUAUUUGCAUUGAAGCAUUUAUAUUCAUGGAGAGAUGCAAUGGCCAGAGAAGAGGAUGAGAGUACAGGAUACAUUUUGCCUAAUCACAUGUUAUUGCAAAUAUCAGAAACGUUACCAAGAGAGGUGCAAGGAAUAUUAGCUUGUUGCAAUCCAAUUCCACCUUUGGUUCGUGCCAAUGCAGUGGAAUUACAUCAGAUUAUUUUGAAGGCGAGAGAGCAACAACUAGAAAAGGCUAUUAUGAAAGAAGAUACGAGAAGCAGAGGCGCUGAAAAGGAAUUAGUAAAAUUGAAUAUUGAUAGCCCUUUGCAUUGCCCUCACGAUUUAACCAGAUUCCCAGAGUUCAGAGAUGAUUUGCCAACAUUGUUAGGUUGCAAGACACAUACCAAUCGUUAUCAAAAAAAUAUAAUAGAAAAGGAUAAAUCGUUGUGCUCAAUAUUUAAUUGCGAACCAACGGAAGAUAAGCCGAAAAAAGUUUCGGAUCGAGAAUUUUUGGGUCCGUACGAGCGUUACAAGUUAAUUAAAAACUUUAUAAUAGAUUCAGAUAAAUCUGAGGAGAUACCGGAGGCGAAAGGAAAAGAAAUUGCGGAAAACGACGAAGAUGAUUUAUCAGUUCAAGAUAGGAUGGCUAAGUUGCACGAUCAUUAUGUGAAAGUUAAGAGAAUUGAAGAGAAGAAAAAUGAACCGAAAACGUUAACUGAAAUGGGUGGAUCCAAGAAACGCAAACGGGAUAUAUGUGAAUCUGAUUUUCAACCAUUCCAAGAAAAUUCAGAUAAUCCCAUUCUUACAACAAUUCCGUUUGACAAAAAAAACGUGCAGGUUGACAAUGAUGAGCAAAAGGUACAUACAAGUGUAAACUCGAAACGAAAAUGCAAUUUACCGGAAAGUAAUAAUACACCGUAUAAAAAGAGUAGAGACAACGAUAACGAAAAGACAAUAGGAGGUGGAAAGCAAUCUAAUAAAAAUCACAAGCAACAUCAGAACAGGAAAUUCCAGAAAGCAGACGAUAGAAGUAAUCAACAUAUUGAGGAUAAAAAUAAUGACAAACAGUCGCCCAACGAUUGGUGGAAGUCCAAGACCCGGAAACCAAAUCAAAGCCAUAAUCAAUUUCCCUCUGGCAAAAUCAAUGAGGGAUUCAAAGCAUUUGAUUAUUCAAGCAUCGAUUAUAAAAAACAGUUUCAAGGUGGUGCCAGUCAAAAAGGACAACAUUUGUUUGGCACUUCUUUCACUGGAGGGAAAAAGAAGGCUUCCCAUAGAGGAGGAUCGUCUAAACGUGGAAGAGGAAAAUAAUCACAUAUUAUAUUUUUAUUUGUUUCAUUAACAUUAAUGAAUUAUAUAUUAUACUAUAAUUAUUGUUUAAAAUAUUUAAUUCUAUAUAAUUUCAUGUUUAUAAGUUAUAUAUUUCCUCUAAAUCCAACUCCCCUAUUAUAACAAUCUACUUUACAAACAGGUAUUUUAAUUUAAAUUAGUUUAAAUAGAAUACUUCUACGUGGCCAUUUUCAUGAGCAAGAGGGAAUAUUAUAGAUAAAAAUAUUGUAGUCAGUAUUCAGUUAACAUUCAGGAUUUAUUAAAAUAUCUGCACCAUAAAUAAAUGCAUGCAUGCGAUUUUUGGUAUACAUCUGUAACCGAACAAAUGUAAUUUUCCGUCGAACUUCAACCAUAUUUCCGUCGGAAAAGUAAUUAUGAGCAAAAAAAAAAGCAUGAAUCAAUUCAACGUGUAUUAUUAUUUUUAAAAUGGUUAUCAGAACUACAAAUUAGUUUCAUAGUAAAGUGGUUGAUAUUUUUUUUACAAAUUAGUUAUGCAGGAAAAGUUUCUAUAUACUAAUCACAUGAACGUCAGGAUUUUGAGAAGGUUUUUAUUGCAACAAACUUG